This is a messenger RNA of Alternaria novae-zelandiae, 591 nucleotides long. RefSeq lists its product as uncharacterized. The transcript has a single exon. The record is from RefSeq and is a predicted model, not a curated record. The coding region runs from base 1 to 591 and encodes 196 amino acids. Lineage: Eukaryota; Fungi; Ascomycota; Dothideomycetes; Pleosporales; Pleosporaceae.
AUGACCACAGCCACAGCACACGCAAAGCGUCCUUUUGUAGGUGGUGGCGCUUUCAAGGAACGAAAGGAACGAGAUUUGGCCGAUAGAGCACUUGAAAGCGAGAAAAGGUUGCGAGAGUUGAUGGGCAUGUUGCUUGAAGCCAUAGUAUCGUCAACACAAGAGCUUGAAGCUGAUGAUGAGGAAGAGUGGGAGGAUGUUGAUGAUGAUGACGAGGAGUUGGAGGAUGUCGACGAUGAGAAUGAUUGGGAAGAUAUCGACGAUGACGAGGAUGACGAAGAGCUGGAGGAUGUUGAGAACGCCUCCUCUAACUCCUCCAUAUUCUUAUCCCCCUUCUUAUCCAACAACCCCCCUACCAAAGACUACCCCCCCAUCGGCCACCUAUCCUUCACCACCAUCUCCGAAGCCCGCACCGCUUACUACUCAAUGUUAGUGAAGGUGGAGAAUCUACUCGUAAAGUGGUAUCACAAGGACGAUGUAACAGCACUUGUCAAGACCUUGAUCGAAUCUGCUCAGGCGUCGUAUGCCGAGCAGGAGGAGUUUUGGAAGGAUAGGCGCAUAGUUCAGGAGUGGUUCGGAGGUAUAGAUGGGUAG